CCGAUCCGUUUCUAGUUAGUAGCAAGAUAUCAAGUCAAAGUCUUAUAGAAAAUGGCCGACACUGAGGAUAUUCAGCCCCUUGUUUGUGACAAUGGAACUGGAAUGGUGAAGGCUGGGUUUGCUGGUGAUGAUGCUCCAAGGGCAGUGUUCCCUAGUAUUGUUGGUAGACCACGUCACACUGGUGUGAUGGUAGGUAUGGGCCAGAAAGAUGCUUAUGUUGGAGAUGAGGCACAAUCCAAAAGAGGUAUUCUUACCUUAAAAUAUCCAAUUGAGCAUGGAAUUGUGAGCAACUGGGAUGACAUGGAAAAGAUUUGGCAUCACACUUUCUACAACGAGCUUCGUGUUGCUCCUGAAGAGCACCCUGUUCUUCUCACUGAGGCACCUCUCAACCCCAAGGCUAAUAGAGAGAAGAUGACUCAAAUCAUGUUUGAGACAUUCAAUGUUCCUGCCAUGUAUGUUGCUAUCCAGGCUGUCCUUUCCCUCUAUGCCAGUGGUCGUACAACCGGUAUCGUGUUGGAUUCUGGUGAUGGUGUCUCCCACACAGUCCCAAUCUACGAAGGGUAUGCUCUCCCUCAUGCCAUCCUCCGUUUGGAUCUGGCGGGGCGUGACCUCACAGACUCCCUGAUGAAAAUCCUAACGGAACGAGGUUACAUGUUCACCACCACAGCAGAACGUGAAAUCGUGCGUGACAUGAAAGAGAAGCUCGCCUACGUGGCGCUCGACUUCGAACAAGAACUUGAAACCGCCAAGUCCAGCUCAUCGGUGGAAAAGAACUAUGAGUUGCCGGACGGACAGGUCAUCACGAUCGGAGCUGAGAGAUUCCGGUGCCCAGAGGUGCUUUUCCAGCCGUCGUUGAUCGGAAUGGAAGCAGCCGGAAUCCACGAGACGACUUAUAAUUCGAUCAUGAAGUGUGAUGUGGAUAUCAGGAAGGAUCUUUAUGGGAAUAUUGUGCUUAGUGGUGGGUCCACUAUGUUUCCUGGAAUUGCUGAUAGGAUGAGUAAGGAGAUUACUGCUUUGGCUCCCAGUAGCAUGAAGAUUAAGGUGGUUGCUCCACCUGAGAGAAAGUACAGUGUCUGGAUCGGAGGCUCCAUCCUUGCUUCUCUCAGUACCUUCCAACAGAUGUGGAUCUCAAAGGGUGAAUAUGAUGAGUCUGGUCCAUCCAUUGUCCACAGGAAGUGCUUCUAAGUCAUAAAUGUGGUUUGGUUUUGUUUUGUUGGGUUUCUGGUUAGUUGGUUUUUGACUCAUUGUAUUUGUAUUUUGUAUUUGGUUGUUAAUUCUCUUUUCAUGUUAUGUCAAGACACGAUAUAUGUGUGGACUGUGAUGGAGUUUGGUUAGUGAAUGAAUCACCAGUUGAGUUGAGUUGAGUUGAACACGGUAUUCAUGUUUGUAGUUUAAAGAGUGAUUUCUUGCUAUCUCUUUUUUUUUCAGCGUUUUUGAUUUGUUUUCCUUCACAAAAUUUUCAUCAAAAAGAUUCUGGUUUUUUUAUAGUUUUAGAAAAACAUACAGGGACCAUAUUUGUAAUUUAGUUUAGAAAAAUAUAUAUGCUAACUUUUCCCCGACAGGCCGACUACUGGUACACGUUAAUAAUGAAAAGUACAUGAUGAGAUCACGGG
This is a messenger RNA of Lactuca saligna, 1613 nucleotides long. The record is from the annotation of a GenBank genome assembly. Lineage: Eukaryota; Viridiplantae; Streptophyta; Magnoliopsida; Asterales; Asteraceae.